This is a messenger RNA of Nymphaea colorata (pocket water lily), 1251 nucleotides long. RefSeq lists its product as uncharacterized. Gene Ontology annotation, cellular component: chloroplast. NCBI's taxonomy places the organism in Eukaryota, Viridiplantae, Streptophyta, Magnoliopsida, Nymphaeales, Nymphaeaceae. The record is from RefSeq and is a predicted model, not a curated record. The transcript is spliced from 7 exons. Bases 30 to 929 code for a protein of 299 amino acids. Gene Ontology annotation, molecular function: oxidoreductase activity.
CGAUUUGAUCGUUCCCCUUGUAUCCGCAAAUGGCGGCAGUGACACGUGUCUCCGUCCAUCUUCCCUUCUCGAACGUCAACCCCACCCGACGCCGCUCAGUGGCAGCGCUCCCCAGAAGGCCGCCCUUGGCGGAAACCGCUAACCGCUACAGAGGUUUUUCCAUCUUCGCCAUGGCUGCUCCGACGGUCUUGGUCACUGGAGCAGGCGGCCGAACUGGGCAACUUGUGUACAAGAAACUAAAGGAGAGAACUGAUCAGUUCGUGGCGAGGGGGCUGGUUAGAACAGAAGAGAGCAAGGAGAAAAUAGGGGGCGCAGAUGAUGUAUUUGUUGGAGACAUUAGGGACUCCAGCAGUAUUAUGCCAGCAAUUGAAGGCAUUGAUGCAUUGAUAAUUCUUACAAGUGCAGUGCCGAAGAUGAAGCCUGGCUUUGAUCCCACCAAGGGGGGGCGGCCAGAAUUCUACUUUGAGGAUGGGGCGUAUCCUGAACAGGUUGAUUGGUUGGGACAGAAAAAUCAGAUAGAUGCUGCCAAAAGUGUUGGAGUCAAGCAGAUUGUUUUGGUAGGAUCCAUGGGUGGAACAAACCCAAACCAUCCAUUAAACAGUCUGGGGAAUGGAAAUAUAUUGGUUUGGAAGCGUAAGGCUGAGGAGUAUUUGGCAAACUCAGGUGUACCAUACACAAUCAUAAGAGCUGGAGGCUUAUUGGACAAAGAAGGUGGUCACCGUGAGUUACUGGUUGGGAAAGAUGAUGAACUUCUUGCAACCGAAACAAAAACAGUUCCUAGGUCUGACGUAGCAGAGGUUUGCAUUCAGGCAUUGCAAUUUGCAGAGGCAAAGAACAAGGCCUUUGACCUGGCAUCAAAGCCAGAGGAAGCUGGUCCAGCGACAAAAGAUUUCAAAGCACUUUUCUCCCAAGUCACAGCAUCUUUUUGAUAGCUUGGCAAGGAGUCCAGCUCACUGUGCUUCACCAUUGAGCAGCCAUGCUUGCAUUCUUGGUAGUCUAUGGCUGUCGAACAUGUGGCAAAUAAACCAGAAGAGCAAAUACUAGAAAAAACAGAAUUUUUUGUAAUAUGAUCUUAGAAUGAGCUUUCUGCAGAAUAAGAGUUAAAAUUAGGGAUUGUCAGUUAUUACUGCCUCCUCUAUGGAUGUGCACAUCAUUUACAUGAUAUUUGUAUCACAUUUAUCUUCAUGUCUGUACUUCUAUUAUUAGGGGUUUGAGUGCAUCAAUGUUAUCUUGGUUCUUUGGUUUCGGAUA